Porites evermanni is the source of this 1976-nucleotide messenger RNA. The record is from the annotation of a GenBank genome assembly. NCBI's taxonomy places the organism in Eukaryota, Metazoa, Cnidaria, Anthozoa, Scleractinia, Poritidae.
AUGCUCAGCCAAGUGUCAAUUUUUCACAGAGAAGUCAAGGAACAAGUCAAGAGCAAAGAUGAAGUCCUACAGAAUGCAUUUAUGUCGGUAUACUGGUUGGAUAAAGAAGAGAAGUUUCUAUCACUUCUCACAUUUCUACAAAGGCUUGGCCUUGAAAACAUGAAGCAUUUUCGUCAUCGCUCCGCUGGGUCAACUAUCGAGAUUUUCUUGACUCUAGGCAAAGUACUGAAGCAGAGAGUGGUUGAGGAACUAAGGAAAUCAAAAGCAUUUGGUCCAUUAGUUGAUGAGGUAACGGACAUUUUGGUCAUGGAACAGUUGAUAGGUUUUGCUCAGUAUGUCUCUGAUUAUGGAGAGACUAUGGUGAAAUUCCUUUUUGUCGACAAUGUUUUGGAGGACUCCUCUUCUGCCAAUGCUCAGACAAUCACUAACAAUCUGGACAAAUGUCGACUUGACAUUCAGAUGAUGAGCCUAGUAAGUGAUGGCGCCAAAGUAAUGACUGGCGAAAGAACAGGUGUUGCUGCCUGACUGAAGCAAAUCAACAGCAAGCUAGUUAAUGUGCACUGUCUGUCACAGACUGGCCCUUGCUUGUGCUGGUGCGUGUGAUGAGACAAAAUACAUCACACAAGUCGAAGGAGUCCUUUUGCAACUCUGGGAGUUUUUUGCUACAUUGCCUUAGCGGACUACUCUUUUGGUGAAAGCACAAGAGUGGUGGCGCAAGAUGAAGCUAUCAGAAAAAGCAAGGUCUGUUGUGGAGAGAAAAGGUGCGAACAGCUUGCAGAGCACGUUGGCUGUCAACAACCGAUGCUGUAGAUGGAGUGUAUGAAGACUUUGUUCCUAUCAUACAAGCUAUCAAUCUCGCAGAUGAAAAAGAUGGCUUGGUGACGUAUCUGCUGUCCAAAAUGAAGAGCUUUAAGUUUAUUGGUAUGAUAUAUAUAUUGAAGGCUGUCCUUCCAGAGCUUGCUGCGUUAAGCAGAGUACUCCAGCGAGGUACCGUCAACUUUGGCCAUAUCCUACCAGCUAUCACCUACACUACUGACAAGCUAACGAAGAUAGCACAAGACGAAACCCCCAUCACCCAACUUCAGGUUGAUUUUCGGGAGAAUGGCCGGCUCGGUACCUGUGAGUUUAAAAGCAAUGACCACGAGAUACAAGUUCUUCGCAACCUUCUAAAGAAGUACACACAAGCCCUCAACCAGAACAUUGAUUCUCGUUUCAAGGAUGCGAUUACAGUGGUCUGUGCAUUUGCCAUCUUUAAUGCAAAUGCCAUUCAACACCGUGGAACAGCAGAGUUUUUAAGCUAUGGGUCGAAGGAAAUCGGCACAUUGUCAAACCACUACUUUCCAGGUGACAAGGAAGCUCAGCAGCAAGUGAAAGCAGAGUGCGAGAAGUUAAAAUACGAUCUUCUUUUGUGGAAAGAGGAGAUUCCUCAGGAACUUGACAACAUCACCCCAACUGAGUGGAGUCUGAAGAGGCUACUUUCCAUGUGCACAGAAUAGGGCCACUUCUACCCUAAGCUUGUGUGGAUUGCAGAAAUCAUUCUUUCUCUUCCUAUGUCAAAUGCAUGGCCUGAGAGAGGAGCUAGUGCUAUUAAGAGGGUAAAGAGUCGACUCCGUAGCAGUAUGACUAAUCAGAUGUUGGAGGCGCUGCUGCAUGUAUCCAUCAACGGACCACCUGUCGGCGAAGCACAGGAACUUGUUGAAGAAGCUGUUGAGGCCUGGAGAAACGCAAAGAAAAGAAGGAAACUCCCGCUAUCUGCAAAUCAAGGUGGCACUUCUGGAAACUCGCAGAGUGAAGUUCAAGCCAUUCUUGUGGACUCUGCUGUCCAAACCGAUAUCCAGGUCCAGGAAGAUGAAAAAGUUGAAGAAGCAAGUGUGCAAGCAAAGGUGGAAGCUGCUGUUGAAGCUUUUAAACUUGCAGACCACCAAGCAAGUUAUGAUUCGGAUGAUUCUGCUUUCAGAAGUGAAGAUGAAUACUAA